Molecule: messenger RNA, 2748 nt
Organism: Lichtheimia ornata
Lineage: Eukaryota; Fungi; Mucoromycota; Mucoromycetes; Mucorales; Lichtheimiaceae
Exons: 9
Coding region: 1-2748 (915 amino acids)
Biological process (GO): protein phosphorylation
Molecular function (GO): protein kinase activity; protein binding; ATP binding
Source: RefSeq, a predicted model, not a curated record
AUGGCAUCAAGUGGUGCUAUCAAUAAUCACCCAUCACCUGUACGCAUUGCACGAUCGAAAAGUGGAGCUGAUUUGCUAUUUGACAAGAUGAAGCAAGACAAGCUGCAACAUGAUGAGCAGGCGGCUGUGGAUUUUCUUAAUGAGAUGUUGGAUGAUCAUGCAUCGAUUACAUGCGGUAAUCUGCAUGAUGAACUCAAAGAUGGGGUGUUGCUAUGCAACCUUGUCAACAAGCUCCGCCCAGGAACCAUUAGGCAUGUUGGCCAACGCGAUUUGUCUUUUAUCAAGAUGGAUAACAUUACCCGCUUUCUUCAAGGUGCACGGCAGCUUGGCCUCAAUGAUGCGCAGCUAUUUGAAACGAUAGACUUGUUCGAAGCUAAGGAUAUGCCUGCAGUCAUCCACACGAUUCUUGUAAUAGCACAAAUGCACUACAAGUCGGUUGAUAGGAAGAAGGAGCCAAAGGCGCCAAAGGAGCAUGUGCCAGCGGGUGAAAAGGAGGAUGCACAGGCGGCGAUAAAGGAGAUUCAAGAUGCUCCGAUUACCAUUGUCGAUGAUGACGAUGACAAUGAUGAUGAUGGGAGUGAUCAUGAAUCGACUACAGGCUAUCGAGAUGUUCGAGAUAUCUUCGCUAACGCAUACGAAGAUGAUCCCUUUGUGAGACCACCUAAAUCACCUUUAAGAGCAACGCCUAACAAGUCAAAUCCAUCACGACGAUCUCAUCAUCAUCAUCCACAACGAAGAAAAAGUGCAGAGGAACUUUUGACACGGCGGCCAUCAGCACCUGUUUUCUCAUCCCAAGGACGUUCGAAUCAAACGAGUACUCGUGAUUUUACAUCGAGCACAGCCAUGUCUCGUACAUCAUCAGCAUCUUCGUGCCAAUCCUUUCUUUCUUCGACAUCAUCCACAAGCUCUGAAACACCACCUGUAACACCACAAUCGACUACGGGUCGAAGUCGCCGAAAAAGUGAGAUGAUGCUUCAUCAUCAACAUCAACAUCCAGAACCACGUGAUCAAAGUGAGAAGGAUUUGGACCAUCGUCAACUACUCAAAGCAGCAGUGGAAAUCGAUAAGCAGGAUAAAGGCAGCACCACCACAAGCAAAUCGAGAGAAAAGAUCUCAUUGAAAAGCAAAGAUGGAUUGACACGAACACAAUACCAACUUGGCAAUUGUAUUGGAAAGGGUCAAUUUGGAUCUGUGUAUCGAGCCCUUGAUCUUUCCACUGGUGAAACUGUGGCGGUGAAGCGUAUUCGAUUGGAUGAUGCCGAUAUUGACCAAGAAAUCAUGAAAGAAGUCAGCCUUCUAAAGACAUUGAGCCAUUCGAAUGUCAUCCAAUAUCUUGGUUUCAUCAAGAGUCGCAACCAUAUCAACAUUGCAUUAGAAUACGCCGAAAAUGGAUCCCUGAUGUCCACCCUCAAAGCAUUUGGCGCAUUCCCCGAAAAGCUUGUUGCAUCCUUUUGCAUCAAGAUUUUAAAUGGACUUGAGUACUUGCACGCCAACCAAGUGGUUCAUUGUGAUCUCAAAGCGGCCAACAUCCUCACCACCAAAACAGGAGACGUCAAGCUAUCCGAUUUUGGUGUAUCACUCAACCUCAAAAUUAAAGGUGCAGAUGCUGGCACUGUAUCCGGCACACCCAAUUGGAUGGCACCCGAAGUCAUUGAGCUCAAAGGUGCUUCUCCCAAAUGCGACAUCUGGUCCCUUGGUUGCACUUUGGUAGAAUUGAUCACUGGCAAACCUCCUUAUGCAGAUUUGAUUGCCAUGUCAGCCAUGUUUCGUAUCGUUGAAGACAAUUAUCCACCAUUACCGGAUAAGAUUUCAGAUGAGAUGCAUAGCUUUUUGUUAUGCUGCUUUCAAAAGAAUCCCGAUGAUCGACCAACAGCAACCCAACUUAAGGAACACCUUUGGCUCCGCACUCAUCAACGACGCAUGAAGAAAUCAUCCACACUUACAAGCUAUUUGGAACAUAAACAACGAUCCAAACCACAACAAAAACCUAACCAUGAACGUCAACACCAUCAUCGUUGUCGUUCAUCAUCCAAAAGUAAGCGAUCAUCCAAUGUCACAACAGCAACGUCAUCCAGCGUGGAAUAUUGUCAUCCACUCGACCAGCAGCAACGGCCGGUUCGUUGCGAAGCUGCAUCUCCUAAACGCUUUGAUACCGAAACGUCAUUCGAUAACGAGAGUGGUAUGUCCUUUAGCGUUGAUGAGGAUUACAUCACACACCGAUUUAUCCAAACUUCAUUUGGCAAAGUGGUCGAAUGCAAAGUGUGUGGCGAUUUGAUGAAAUCUCGUGCUAUCUUUUGUGAAGUGUGUGCAUUGAUUUGUCACGAGGAAUGCAAGAAGCUUGCCUUUUCAUGUCCACCCAAAGUCAAGGACCAACAGCCUUCUUAUGAUUGGGUGUUUUCUGCCAAGAUUUACAACCGAAGCCCACAGGAUCGUACAUCCCAAGAUACAUCCGCUCGCAGUGCAAGUGCCCCUGCUAUUAAUUGGAACCGCCAAGACAUCUUUGGCAUGUCACUUGAAAACCAUCCACAAAUGGAAAACAUUCGAAAGUAUUCGUUAGCAUUGGGUUUGACGCAGCAAGAGCAACGGGCAUUGAGCGAGAAUCAAGCAUUACUAUCCCACGCCCAAGCAUUGCAUCAUAUGAAUCCCGAGGCGGUAGAAAAACUACUCAAACGAAAAGCCAAGGAUCGCAAAAAGAGUUUGGGUGCUGCAGUCAGUGGAGGAUCCACCGAGGAUUGCACUAUCAGCUAA